Messenger RNA from Antechinus flavipes (yellow-footed antechinus), 2856 nucleotides. RefSeq names its product intraflagellar transport 88 (gene IFT88). Lineage: Eukaryota; Metazoa; Chordata; Mammalia; Dasyuromorphia; Dasyuridae. The record is from RefSeq and is a predicted model, not a curated record. Gene Ontology annotation, cellular component: ciliary basal body; ciliary base; non-motile cilium. Bases 165 to 2708 code for a protein of 847 amino acids. Gene Ontology annotation, biological process: intraciliary transport; non-motile cilium assembly; kidney development. The transcript has 27 exons. Gene Ontology annotation, molecular function: kinesin binding.
AGCAUUCUGGGAACGGCUUCCUUGGAUUCCUCUGUUGCCAACCACACAAAGCUGACCUGUGGUCUUCACCUCCCCCUUUCGUGUCCCUGCCGUUUCCCGGGAAAGCUGCUGCUUCUUCCCGCCUUUCCCGCGGGGAAUUCCGCCCCUUUCCCCGGGAGGUACAGAUGAUGCAAAAUGUGCACCUGGCUCCAGAGACAGAUGAAGAUGAUCUUUAUUCCGGUUACAAUGAUUAUAAUCCAACAUAUGAUACUGAGGAACUGGAAAAUGACACAGCAUUUCAACAAGCUGUAAGAACUAGUCAUGGCAGAAGGCCUCCAAUAACUGCCAAAAUACCCAACACAGCAGCAACUCGACCGAUAGCCACUGGAUAUGGGUCUAAAACAUCAUUGACAUCAUCGUUGGGGAGGCCAAUGACAGGGGCCAUUCAGGAUGGAGUUGCUCGCCCUAUGACAGCAGUGAGGGCAGCUGGUUUCACGAAAGCAGCUUUAAGAGGUUCUGCUUUUGACCCUCUUGGUCAGUCUAGAGGCCCUGCUCCUCCAUUAGAAGCCAAAAAUGAAGACAGUCCAGAAGAAAAGAUUAGACAAUUAGAAAAAAAAGUAAAUGAGUUGGUAGAAGAAAGCUGUAUUGCCAACAGUUGUGGAGACUUAAAAUUGGCCCUAGAAAAAGCAAAAGAUGCAGGAAGAAAGGAGAGAGUGCUGGUGAGACAACGUGAACAAGUGACAACUCCUGAAAACAUCAACUUGGACUUAACUUACUCGGUUCUUUUCAAUUUGGCCAGUCAGUAUUCAGCUAAUGAAAUGUAUGCUGAAGCACUAAACACAUAUCAAGUUAUAGUGAAGAAUAAAAUGUUUAGCAAUGCAGGAAGACUGAAGGUAAACAUGGGAAAUAUUUAUUUAAAACAGAGGAAUUAUUCCAAAGCCAUCAAAUUCUAUCGAAUGGCUCUAGACCAAAUUCCAAGUGUCCAUAAAGAGAUGAGGAUUAAAAUAAUGCAGAACAUUGGUGUUACAUUCAUUAAAACUGGUCAGUAUUCAGAUGCUAUUAAUUCAUUUGAACAUAUAAUGAGCAUGGCCCCAAAUCUGAAGGCAGGCUUUAAUUUGAUAUUGAGCUAUUUUGCUGUUGGAGAUCGGGAAAAAAUGAAGAAAGCUUUCCAAAAAUUGAUUGCUGUUCCAUUGGAAAUUGAUGAAGAUGACAAAUACAUUUCACCAAGUGAUGAUCCUCAUACAAAUUUAGUAAUUGAAGCUAUAAAAAAUGAUCACCUAAGGCAAAUGGAACGUGAAAGGAAAGCCAUGGCAGAAAAAUACAUCAUGACAGCAGCUAAACUCAUUGCUCCUGUAAUAGAAACAUCGUUUGCUAUAGGAUAUGAUUGGUGCGUUGAAGUAGUAAAAGCUUCUCAAUAUGUAGAACUUGCAAAUGAUCUGGAAAUAAAUAAAGCAAUUACCUACUUGAGGCAAAAGGACUUCAACCAAGCGGUAGAAACUUUAAAAAUGUUUGAAAAAAAAGACAGUCGAGUUAAAAGUGCAGCUGCAACUAAUCUUUCUUUCCUUUAUUACUUGGAGAAUGAAUUUACUCAAGCCAAUAGUUAUGCAGAUUUAGCUGUGAACUCGGACAGAUACAAUCCCUCAGCUCUCACUAAUAAGGGAAAUACUGUUUUUGCAAAUGGAGAUUAUGAAAAAGCAGCAGAAUUUUAUAAGGAAGCUCUGAGAAAUGACUCCUCUUGUACUGAAGCACUUUAUAAUAUUGGCUUAACAUAUAAGAAGCUAAACCGCCUAGAUGAAGCUUUGGAUUGUUUCCUGAAACUUCAUGCAAUCCUACGAAACAGUGCCCAAGUUCUUUACCAAAUAGCAAAUGUAUAUGAAAUAAUGGAAGAUCCUAACCAAUCUAUUGAGUGGUUGAUGCAGUUGAUCAGUGUGGUUCCAACUGAUUCUCGCGCUUUAUCUAAACUAGGAGAACUAUAUGAUAAUGAAGGUGAUAAAUCCCAAGCUUUUCAAUAUUAUUAUGAGUCAUAUCGGUAUUUCCCUUCUAACAUUGAGGUUAUUGAGUGGCUUGGAGCCUAUUACAUUGACACCCAGUUUUGUGAAAAAGCCAUUAAGUAUUUUGAAAGAGCUGCUCUUAUUCAGCCUACUCAAGUGAAAUGGCAGCUAAUGGUAGCUAGUUGCUAUAGGAGAAGUGGUAACUACCAAAAAGCUUUAGAUACUUAUAAGGAGAUUCACAGAAAAUUUCCAGAAAAUGUUGAAUGUCUACGCUUCUUAGUUCGCCUCUGCACAGAUAUUGGACUAAAAGAAGUUCAAGAAUAUGCAACAAAACUCAAGAGAUUGGAAAAAAUGAAGGAAAUAAGGGAACAGCGCAUAAAGUCUGGCAGAGACAUCAGUGGCAGUGCUCGUAGCAAAAGAGAGGGAAGUUCGGGCAGUGGAACAUAUGAUCUUAGAACUGGAAGGGACCUUAAAGGUCAUCAGGUUCAACCUCCUCAUUUCACAGACAGUGGCCAGAAUUCUAGUUCCAGUAGCAAAGGUGAGCGUCUGAGUGUCAAAUUACGAUCUUUACCUGGGACAAAUGAACCUUAUGAAAGUAGCAGUAACAAAGAAAUAGAUGCCUCAUAUGUGGAUCCUCUAGGUCCACAAACAGAAAGACCAAAAACUGCAGCCAAAAAAAGAAUUGAAGAAGAUGACUUUGCUGAUGAGGAAUUAGGAGAUGACUUGCUUCCUGAAUAAUAAGUAUUUUAAAAUUAUUUACUAUAGAUAAGUCUUCUUACAAGGAAACAUUUAAUGUUAAUUUUUGAUAAAAUACCUUAUAUUUAAUUUUGUAUACUGUCAAAUUUGAUGAAAUUCAAAACUUAAAUAAAACUACUCCAUAAGACAA